This is a messenger RNA of Capsicum annuum, 1201 nucleotides long. RefSeq names its product general transcription factor IIF subunit 2-like. Bases 245 to 1066 code for a protein of 273 amino acids. The transcript has 2 exons. The record is from RefSeq and is a predicted model, not a curated record. Gene Ontology annotation, biological process: transcription by RNA polymerase II; transcription initiation at RNA polymerase II promoter. NCBI's taxonomy places the organism in Eukaryota, Viridiplantae, Streptophyta, Magnoliopsida, Solanales, Solanaceae. Gene Ontology annotation, cellular component: transcription factor TFIIF complex.
ACACAUUUGUUACUUGUCAAAAAUAACAAUACCAAGGGUGUUUCUCUUUCUCAGAUAUCUCUAUUUCUUUUUCUCUGUAAAAAAAUAAUAAGAAAACAAAAAGAGCGAUCACAAUCUAUUUUUCUUUGUGUCUUUUCUGGUGUGGUGUUAUUGAUCAGAGAAAGGCGAAAUCCUUUAAAUAGUUGACAAAAUGUGGUUUUCCUCAUGCAACUGCUCUACAGUGUAGCACCAGUAUCACACAUACAUGGCGGAGAAAAUUAACGAAAAGACCAACGUGCAGAGUGUUUCGAUGAACAGCCAUUUGGAGACAAGAAACGCAGACCGACGUGUGUGGUUAAUGAAAUGUCCUAGCGUUGUGUCUCGAUUCUUCAAACAGCAUCAACAGUCUUCUUCUGCUGCUGACAAUGACUUCUCUUUUAUUUCUCCUGGACCUGUUGCCAAAGUGACCGUCGUCGUUGAUCCUCUCCUUGCUAAUGAUGCCACUCAGUUUACCAUGGACUUGACUGGAACUUCAUCUAAAAAUAUGCCCACUCACUACUCCAUGGAUAUGUCUACAGAUUUUAUUCCAAUGUCUAUAUUUUCUGAGUCAACCCAAGGAAGACUUUCUGUGGAAGGAAAGAUAUAUCACAAAUUUGAUAUGAAGCCACAUCAUGAAAGCAUUGAGAACUAUGGAAAACUUUGUCGUGAAAGGACCAAUAAGUACAUGACAAAAAAUAGACAAAUUCAGGUUAUUGAUAAUGAUAAUGCCAAACAUAUGAGGCCUAUGCCGGGAUAUUUUACAACUAAAGCUUCUGGAUCUGCAGAUAAGAAGAAGGUGUCAAGUAAGGGAUUAGAAAUGAAAAGAACAAGGAGGGACCGUGAUGAAAUGGAAGAAAUCCUGUUCAAACUCUUUGAGAGGCAAUCAAAUUGGACACUAAAACAGCUGAUCCAUGAGACUGACCAACCUGAGCAAUUUAUGAAAGAUAUGCUCAAACUUCUCUGCAUCUACAAUAAUAAAGGUGUUCAUCAAGGCACAUACGAGUUGAAGCCAGAGUACAAGAGAUCAGAAGACAAGGAUGAUUCUUGAUUAUUUAAGCAUAAUUUUUUUAAGUCAGAGUCCAUAAUCGUCAGCUAGGGAAAAACACCCAACUGUUUUUACUUGAAGAUACCAUUCUUUUGUGCAUAAAAUCAAGUUUAAAUAAAAUUUUAUGGUUGUUAACAA